Molecule: messenger RNA, 2246 nt
Organism: Neodiprion fabricii
Lineage: Eukaryota; Metazoa; Arthropoda; Insecta; Hymenoptera; Diprionidae
Product: juvenile hormone esterase-like
Exons: 11
Coding region: 455-2131 (558 amino acids)
Source: RefSeq, a predicted model, not a curated record
AAUAGCGAUCUUCGUUAUCUAUGUUUCUGGGACGAUCAAACAUCACGACAUUGGUCACGACCAUGAACGUCAUAUUAGAAUGAAGUAACAACAUCCAGGUUAUUCUAAGGUUCAUUUUCUUGGCCGAUCGCGUCGUUGAAAAAUUAAUUACAGUCAGAAUUCGAAGUUUUGAAGCUAACGGCACCUAAGUAUUUUCACGUGAUCACUCAACAAUUGCUUGGAACGUCGAGCGAGAGACUCAAACGGUAAACUAUGAUAAUAUUGCAUUCAAUUUUUCAUUAUUGCCACAUACUGUCAUUUUCAAAAGGUCCCUCGCAGUGUGUGUGUGUGUAGCAAAAUACGUUCUACAAGAUCGCCAUGUUCAGUACUGCUCGAAGCAACGAAAUAUAAGGAAGCACCGAAUCUGGAUAUUGUCAGUUCUGGUCACGAUCGAGGUAAACAGGAAUUACACACGAUGCUGAGUCCGUGGUUCGGAGUUUUGCUGGUACUCUUCAAUAUUACCGAUGCGAUCAUCGAAGUAAACGUUACAGUUGGCCAGCUAGGAGUAGCCACAGGAAGAUUGGACAGAUCGAAGUGGAGCCAGAGACAAUUUCACUCCUUUCAAGGAAUCCCCUUCGCCGAACCACCGAUUGGAAGUCUCCGCUUCGCGCCCCCAGUGAAGGUGAUUUCUUGGAAGGAUUACUACCUCGACGCAAAGAAUUUCAGAAACAUUUGUCCCCAAACCAAGCAACCCGGUUACGACGUUGAGGGUUACGACGAAGAUUGCCUUCAUCUCAACGUCUACGUACCUGCGACAAAUGGGAAAGAGCUUUUGCCAGUUAUGAUUUGGAUUCAUGGUGGAUCUUUCAUGAGCGGACAUGCGCAGAGAUUUAAACCACAUUAUCUAAUGGAGUCUGACAUUAUUUUAGUCGUACCGCAAUUCCGACUUGGACCUUUAGGUCUGCUGUGUCUGGGGACAGAAGAGGUUCCAGGCAACGUUCAAUUUCUAGAUCAAGUGAUGGCUAUGGAAUGGGUGCGAGACAAUAUCGAGUCGUUUGGCGGUGACAGAAAUAGAGUCACGUUGUCUGGGCAAAGCUCUGGGGCUUACAGCGUUAAUUUACAUCUCUUGAGUCCAUUGUCACAAGGCCUUUUUCAUCGGACUAUCAUACAAAGUAACUCCGUUUACACACCGGGAAUGAUUGACAGAAAUCCCGUCAAAACAGCCGAGGAAAUUGCUGCAGUUUUAAAGUGUAACGUGGAGUCUGUCGAGCGCAUUACCGAGUGUAUGAAAAAUCUUUCUGCAAAAUCCAUCCUCGAAGGAUUUGACAAAUACGUGACCGUAAAUUCCGUCGAUGGAGGAGGCAGCUGGGGGGGAAAUCGUGCCGUUAUACAACGAACUGGGUCGGUUAGAUUUCUGACAGAAGAACCGAGCCUCUUAAUUGAGCAGGGAAAAUACUUGAAAGUACCAAUGAUAGGCGGUACAACUAGCCAAGAUGGUAGCCUCCUUGCGUCAGGUCUGUACGACGGACUAUCGUCGAUUGGAUUAUUAAAUGAUCCCAACUUUCUCAAGGAUAAACUGAUCCCCUUGAGUUUAAAAUAUAUUGGCGUACCAGACGAAACUGGUGUAUUUUCACAGAUACUGAUCGAAAAAUACUUCUCUAGCAGCGAACUGGGGGAUUUUUUGAAAAUGGUACCAGGUCUCAUUGAUAUUGGCAGUGUGCUAAUAUUCAAAGCCGGAAUGUACCGUAUGGUGCAUGAAAAUUCUCGUUUUCAACCAACGUUCAUGUACAGCUUCGAUUACCGCGGUAGUCAAACGAGAUUCGGUUACGAGUCUGUCAAAAAAUAUCCGUUCGACGGAGGCGUCGCGCACUCUGACGACUACAUCUACCUGUUCCCAUUCCCAGACAACCUUACAGAGGCCGACACAGUGAUUGCGAAAAGAAUGGUGCAGCUGUGGACCAGCUUCACGAUAAACGGAACUCCUUCUGCGGACUUUGUCAGCGAAUGGCCAAAGAUGUCGACUAGGGCUGGACCAUAUCUCAAAAUCGGAACCGAGACGAGGGUCGGCGAUAAUUAUUUUUAUGAAUACACAGUCACGAUUCACAAUAAAGCAACAUCGCUGGCCGCCAGUCUUGUGCAUUGUUUGUGCUAAUUCAAGAAAUAGAAAUAACUGACAUCAUGUGUCUAACGUUAACACUGAAGAAAGUCGAAAGAACUGAAGUUUUCAAAUGACAAAGUUUCUCAUCAAUUGGGACCUAUUUUUUUUU